AUGAUGGCCCACGCGGAGCAGCCGGAGGAGCCAAUCUCCGCAACUCCCUCGAGCAACGGCGAGGCCCUCGCCGUCGAGCUCUCUCCGAAGAGUUACAACUACGUCCCGUACACCCCAUCCACCCCGCCGCUCGUCGCCACCACCACCGACGGCGCGUGGGAAGCCACCCACCCGACGGGCCCACCGCGCGUUGACGAGUUGGGCGACGCCGCCCGCGCCCUCCACCGCGCAGAAGCUGCCGUUGCGAAAGGACUUGCAAAAUGCGGUGAUUGGCUCGCCGCCCGAGAUGACUUUGCGGAGGCAGGCGCACUCUUUGCCGUACAUGGACACGCAGAAGCGGCCGCGCGGGCAUUCCUUCAUGCCAGCGUCAUCACGCGCGCCUUUAAGAACGAGGAGGAAACCAUCACAGCACUCUCACUUGCAGCAGAGAACCUUCAAGUAGUGGAUCCUCUGUUGACAGUUAAUGUGUUGCACACCCUCGCAGAAGCAUUUGUAGCAGCAGGCCUCACUCUUCAGGCGGCGCGCUGCAAACGUGAUACCGCUCUGAUACUGGAUCAACAUCUGGAAGAACCUGAAAAGGCGAUUCAACAGUACAGGGAGGCAAUACAACUCUAUGGAAGCCGUCCUCUUACAAAGUCUUUCUCGCGCAAUUGUAUGGAACGCAUCACAGCGCUGACAGUGAAAUUGGGUAAAUAUGCGGAAGCGUCACAGCUUUUCAUUGAAGAGGCGGCUAUGGUGCCUCGCAACCUUCCCAGAACCACGCAGUACCUGUACUCACUUCUCUGUUUACUCGCAGAUGGCUUCGGCAGUGAUGAUCGGUACUUCGAGGCACUUUACGUCACACGGAAGCGAUUUGAUGUACUACAGGAAGAGGAUCGGAAUAUGCAGCAAGGAAAGGAGCACAAACUUAUGCGACAAUUGAUCGAAGCCAAUGAUCAUGGAUCUCUAAAUGAGUUUGAUGUCGCUGUGUUUUCCUACAAGUCUUGUGCAUCAUUUAAACCAGAUGCUGUUUUCGAUGUGCUUGUUGAACGGUGUCGCGCAAACCUAUACGAGCAUAUGGAACAAUACAUGUAA
Trypanosoma theileri is the source of this 1074-nucleotide messenger RNA. RefSeq lists its product as uncharacterized. The coding region runs from base 1 to 1074 and encodes 357 amino acids. Gene Ontology annotation, molecular function: syntaxin binding; soluble NSF attachment protein activity. Gene Ontology annotation, biological process: intracellular protein transport; SNARE complex disassembly. NCBI's taxonomy places the organism in Eukaryota, Euglenozoa, Kinetoplastea, Trypanosomatida, Trypanosomatidae. Gene Ontology annotation, cellular component: SNARE complex; vacuolar membrane. The transcript has a single exon. The record is from RefSeq and is a predicted model, not a curated record.